Molecule: messenger RNA, 777 nt
Organism: Aspergillus campestris IBT 28561
Lineage: Eukaryota; Fungi; Ascomycota; Eurotiomycetes; Eurotiales; Aspergillaceae
Exons: 1
Coding region: 1-777 (258 amino acids)
Source: RefSeq, a predicted model, not a curated record
AUGGGCCGUGAGCAUGGUGACUGUGUCCCAUCUCCCACUAUCCAGAGUUUCACACACGGGGUCCUCUAUCCCGCGCUCUGCGUGAUUGGCAUUGUCCUUCUUGCGCGACGAAUCAGACACCACCGACAGCGGAAGUACCAGCUCCCCGAGAAGAGGCGACAGGACUCACUACGAUCCUCAUCUCCUCCAGAAAAGUCCGGUGGCGACAUGUCUGCAAGUCAGGGAGCAGCGGCGCCCUGCAUCAAGGACCCUUCCCACGACGUGAUGACGACGACGGCGGCGACAUCAUCCUUCCCGUCUGCCUGUGAUAUCCUCCAACCGCUGUCUCAGUUGACCCCACUGCCCUCCAGUGGCCAUCUCGCGGCCAUCCUAGGCCGCGCAAAACAGCCCACGCAUCCUGCGAACGAGAAGCCAGCAGGUAGCCCCGGCGGCGAUCCUGUAGCCAGCGCGGGUCCGAGUGACCACUCGAGACCGUCGACCUCAGAGACCCAAGCCAGUGACCUGUCUGGCGGCGGGAGUGAUCAAUCAAGCUACUCUGGGCCCAGGGAUUCGCUACCGCCGAUGGCGCCUACACCGACUGAGUGGCGGCCGGUGGGAAGCCUAGCAGGUUACUCCUCCCCCUCCCACGACGACCACUUCGAUGAAUCAGAGCUAUCGGGCGAGCCGGCAGGCCCGCGGCCACCGGUGCAGAAGAGUCGCCAAGUUGUUCAGCUACUCCAUGAUGCUGACGAAGAAGGCGUGCGGACAUGGAGACGGCUGAUGGUCGAGUAUAGCUGA